UCAAGUGUAAGACGUGCAUUAAUGCAGCAUUUUGUUCCGGCGAACUUGGGUCUUGCACAUAUAUCUAGGCAAGAAAUUAUUGACAAACACACAAGACCUCUUGCUCAGUCACUGUUUGGUACAGAUGAGUCGGGUGACAGUCAGCCAAAGAUGAUGCUUGUUUUAGAUGGAACGUAUGUUUACAUACAAAAAAGUACAAACUUUCAAUUUCAAAGACGGUCAUUUAGCAUGCACAAGGGCAGACCCUUAGUAAAACCAAUGGUAGUUGUAACAACCAGUGGGUACUUUGUCACCAUAAUCGGACCCUACCUGGCAGAUGGAAGAAACAGUGACGCACGUAUAUUAACUCACAUGAUGCAGACAAAUGUCGAAGAAAUAAAAAGCUUUGUAGCUGAAAAUGACGUUUUUAUUGUUGACAGAGGUUUUCGGGAUUCCUUAGCUAUGCUGGAAGAUAUGGGAAUACAUGCCGAAAUGCCUGCAUUCAUGCAAAAAGGACAGAAACAAAUGACAACAGAAGAUGCUAACACUAGCAGACUAGUCACGAAGGUCAGAUGGGUAGUAGAAUCUGCUAACGCCAGGAUCAAGCGUUGGAAGUACUUAGAUCAUGUUUUACCAACAACGCAGGUUCCAUUCAUCGGGGAUUUCGUAAGAAUAGUAUGCGCGAUAUCCAACAAAUACUUUCCUCCAUUGAGCGCGACGAAAAACAACGACGACGACACCGCACUUGGAAGGAAAAUGUUAGAUUUGUCAAAGUGUAAUAACGACCUUAAAACUUACAUUGAAAAUCACUGUUUAGAACGAAAAUCAGCCUGUUGGAAGUCCGCUGAAUUAGAUGUUGAAUUUCCGCGCUUAGACGAAAUUCAGUUGAGAGAAUUAACAUGUGGUACUUACCAACUUAAAAUGUCAGCUGGUUAUAUGCAAGAGCAUAUUGACGGAAACUCAGACAUUUAUGUACAUAGAGAAGACAAUACUCUUUUAAGGGUCAAAAUUCAAAGCAGACACGUGUCAUCUAAGGUUUACACACUUUGGAUUCGUCAUAACGCGACUGAAGUUGUUUCAUGGUAUUGCAAGUGUCGCGCUGGUAGUCGAGUUGUCGGGGUGUGUGCUCACGUGGCUGCCAUUUUAUGGUUUCUUGGGUAUGCAAGACACACAGGGAAAGAAAUGUAUGGCACGCGCAACUGGGGUGAUUAUGUUUUAGACGCAGGAAACAUACCCCAAACUGUUGACAGUUCGGAUACAGAGAGUGAGUGAAAAUGUAGCAGCUGAAUCGUUACAUUAACAUAGUUUUUAAAGCAGUAUUCUGUAGUUGGCCUCUGAAAAAGUAUCUUGAAGAGUAUUUUUACAUUUGAUAGUAAAACAUAUUUUGUAAAAACAUGUUUAGAGCUAUUCUGAUGUUAUAAAUCUAUAGUUAUUAUGCCGAUUUGCUGAAUUCAUGAUAUCAUAAUAAUUUAUCAAUUAUUCAUGAUUAUACUUCAUAAAAACCGGAGUUUGAUAUUUGAAAAGAAGAAAAAAAAAUCAGUAGAUUAAUAUCUGAUGUUAUUUAUUAUUUAUUUUGCAGUUCUUCAAGCAAAUAAAAUGUUACAAGUCAAAAAUAU
Molecule: messenger RNA, 1595 nt
Organism: Mercenaria mercenaria
Lineage: Eukaryota; Metazoa; Mollusca; Bivalvia; Venerida; Veneridae
Exons: 2
Coding region: 22-1251 (409 amino acids)
Molecular function (GO): zinc ion binding
Source: RefSeq, a predicted model, not a curated record